AUGGAGGAAUUCAAUUGGCGUGAUGAAAAAAGUGUGAACAUAACAAGCGAUUUGAGUAGUUUCGAAGAGGAAAGAAUUGAAAAUGGCGACGGAGAUGCAUCUGCUAAUACACUAAUUCAGGAAGUUACUGCUGGUAGUUCUACACUGGAAGGAGUGAGUACACCAGCUGCUACAACGGAGUCAGAUUUGCAUAGCGUAGAGUCGGCUAUCGGCCGUCUUUCCUUGUCACAGCCCGCGCUACCCUUCAAUACACCACCGACAAGAAGCUCUCGCCUGAAUAUGUCUACCGGAAAUAUUAGUGGCCAUUCGAGCAAACCGCCUCGCCCUCAGAAAGUGCCCCUUUCACAAACACUCGAGGAGAAUAAGUAUCUUAGAGAGGAAAUAGCCGUACUAAAGAGUAAACUCAAUGUUGAACAGUACAAAGUGGCAGAGCUAACUUCUCUUCAGACACGAGAAGUGCAGGACAUCUUAGAGGAGUACUACUCACUACAAAUGGCAAAGUUUGAUUUGGAAGGAGAGAGGAAGCAAAUAGCGGAAGAAAAACGGCAGUUCAACCUUGAGAUCGAAAGCAUGGAGGUUCGAGCUAGAACGAAGAUCGAGGUUCUGGAGAGACAACUGCAUGAGAAGGAAAUCUCUGAGAAGAAAAGUCAAGCUACAAUACAGCAAUACGAGGAGCGAAUUAAACAGUUGGAGGCAGAGAUUGCUAAGUUGGAGGAAUUUCCUACAAGUAUCGAUGGCUUGAAGGGCGAAGACAGCGACUGGACCAUACGUUCGGAGGGCGAUAUAGUUUCGGAAGAACUACGAAAACGACUCGCUUCACUAGAAAGUGAGAACAAAACGCUCCGUCAGAAAAUUGAAGAACAGAAGAAAGAACUCGACGAAAAAGUUGCUGCAUUUGGCGAGACGACGUCACAGAGCAAGUUGAUUUUGCAGACGUUCACAGUGGGUGGAGGGUGCGAUGUGGAUGCUCUUCUUCAACGAAUUGACCACUUGGAGGCAUGCCUGCGCGCUGAAGAAGAGGAGCGCAACAAGACUAGUUCUGUUCUAGUGGCUUACAUGACUCGAUGUCACACUUUGGAGAAAAAGAUCCGGAAAGCGAACCUUUCUUUCAGUGAUUUGUCCGUUUCUGCCAAGAACAAAGAAGAAGUGCUGAUGCUGGUAGAGAAAAUACGGGAUGUUCUACGAGCUCUGGGGAAACAAAACAAAGAGUUGCGUAAAGAGUGCACAUUGCUCCUGGGUCUUGAUGAUCACAGCGGGUUGAGCCUUGAAUCAACUCCGUGUCGUACGCCUGGAACGAUGGAUCGAAACGUGAGCAAUUCUGGUGCGAUCGUUGAAAAAAGUCGUCUAUUUGCCGAAGAUUUUGAAAAAAAGCAGCAAGAAAUACUGGAAAACCUCAAAGCAUUGACUAACAACGUUGCAAAUUUCGACGAGAGUGUUAUCAACAUACUGAAGGACAUAGGUGGGCAACUGUUGGUCAUAUUUUUCAGUUGA
Messenger RNA from Cooperia oncophora, 1491 nucleotides. NCBI's taxonomy places the organism in Eukaryota, Metazoa, Nematoda, Chromadorea, Rhabditida, Trichostrongylidae. The record is from the annotation of a GenBank genome assembly.